UAUCCAUAUGCCAUCAUCUCAGCCGUCAUGUUUAAGCCAGCACGCUAACGCUAACAUACCGUCAUAACAUGUUACACACCUGUAGGAAUGCAUAGUUGCCGUCUGAUUGAUGAUGUUGUGAUCUAUGUGAGCAGAACAUUUUGCAGGUUUAUGUGUUUUAGGGUCAGUUCAUUCAUUCAGAAGUUAUCUAUUUAUCCAUCCGUUGAUGUCCAUCUAGCCGUCUGUAUCUCUGUAUCUCUGUAUCUGGUCUGUCUGUCUGUCUCUGUCUGUUGGUCUGUGGCUGUGCUGUGUGUAAAUUGAGGUUUCACCAUUCAUUGUAGAUUGUUGUUGAUUGGAAACUCUGGCAACUGCGUAGGGCUCUGUAGGGUAAGGUUAGUUAUCUCAGUGAAAUCAUCUAUUCAGCCAGCUCUUUAGCCACCUGUCUGUCUGUUGGUCUGUCUUGGCUGUCUGUCCUGUAUACGGGAUAUGGUCUCAUUAUGCAGAGAAAUCCGCACUCACAAACUGCGUCUCAUUAUGUAUUUAUAUUACCACCAUGUCCAAAAAGCAAACGCGUUUCGACUAUCAAGCCUUCAUCAGUGCGUGGUACUAGAUUUGGUAGAUUAGGUACUAGUGGCAUUAGAUUAGAUUAGACUCUUUAUUGUCUCAUGGGGAUAUUUGUUUUCACAUCAGACAGUCAGUUCCAUCAGGUUCAGCAUUCGUUAGAUCAGUGGUUCUCAAACUUUUCCCAUCAUUCUCCCCUUCGGAGGGUCUGGAUGCUUCCGUGCCCCCCCCCCCCCCCCUUUGAUUCAAAUUCAUGACAAUGUAUAAUAUAAUGUUGGUGAGGGCUUACAUGUAUUGCUUAUUGGAGAGACAGGAAGUAAUUUCCUUGGGGGGGGGAAAAACCCAAAAUCAGAUGUCACACUGAAGCGAUGCUUCCACGCCCCCCCCAGGGGGGCUUGCGCCCCACUUUGAGAAACUCUGCAUUAGAUCUUUGUGGUACAUAUCUCAUUUACAAUACAUGUAGUCACCAUUUACACACAUAGACACAAACACAUCCUCAGACGUCCAUAUAUAGGUCUAUAUUUAUAGGUUCAAAAGCAACUCAUGGGGCAUAUAAGGUUAGCUAUCCCAGCACUACGACCUGAGAACACCUUGUUUACAGAUUAGAUUAGUCAUAUCUAUUUCUUGGCUAUUUGAAGAUUCGGUUAUUUCUGACUUUACUAUUUCUGACUUUACUCCAACUUUCUAUUUAGACAUGUCCCCUCUAUAGACAACAACAUGGCUUUUCUGACUCUUGUUUUGCUGCUGCACUUGUUUUUGUUUGAAUCGGGCCGGCCAGAGCGAUUGAGCUAAGUCUGCCCAGCCUGCCUCGUGCCUCACAGGGCCUUCCUGUAGAGAGCGCAGGGCAGGCUAUUCUAUAUUUAUACGGCCGCCUCAAGUGGCUUUUCUGGUGAAGAGGCUUAAGGUGCAGAAGAAGGUGUGUGGGAUAAAGUGGUGUUUUAAUGACAUAAGAACGGGCGCAUGCGUACCGCUACACACCUUUCAACCAUUCAAGCAACUCCAGAGAGUCUCCUCAACAUUUUUCAGAAGCGCACAACACUUGUGCCUUAAAAUAGAAAAAAAAAACUGUGAAAACUAUGGAGCAGCUACCAACAUGACGAUUUGGAAUAUUUAGUCGUUCCUUUUUAAAAGAUUGAAAGUAAAUCACUUGCUAUUUGAUAUUUCCAGACUAUCGAUGUUGAGGACAGGGAGAGAUAAGACAGACUCUGUUUAUGAGUCUUUGUAUGUCUACUCUGUAAAGGUAGCGUUAGAUAAACAACUUUUACUAAUAACCAGACAAGCGGCAAGAAGCACAAACUGGAUUAACGCACCACUGUAGCGCGUCUUGUCUGUGGGAAGAAAAAUAUGGGCAUAGGCAGCUCCUUUGCUCCUCCGAGAUCCAAACAAGUAUUUACCAUCAGUGUGGGCUUGGCACCAAGACAGAAUCUGACUCGGAUAAUCCUUAAGGGCAUCUUUCAGGGAGCCAAAGUGGUGCGCGGACCCGACUGGGACUGGGGAAACCAGGACGGCGGCGAGGGGAAGAUCGGCAAGGUGGUGGACAUCCGUGGUUGGGACACGGAGUCGGGCCGCAGCGUGGCCAGUGUCACGUGGUCCAACGGGACCACCAACGUGUACCGCAUGGGCCACAAGGGCAAAGUGGACCUCAAGUACAUGACCGACGUACAGGGAGGAUUCUACUACAAGGAACAUCUGCCAAAUCUAGGUGAGCAUGCGGAGCUCCAGAAGCAGGAGAGUACGGAUGGAAACGUCUUCCAGCAGGGAGACAAGGUCAAGUGUCUACUGGAGGUCGACAUCCUCAAGCAGAUGCAGGAGGGACACGGGGGAUGGAACCCCAAAAUGGCCGAGUAUAUUGGCAGAAUUGGAACCAUCCACAGGAUAACAGAAAGGGGAGAUGUUCGUGUUCAGUACACCAAUAACAUCCGCUGGACGUACCACCCCGGAGCACUUACUAAGGUCAAUACGUUUUGUGUGGGCGAGCUGGUGCGCGUGCUGGAGGACAUGGAGAAUGUCAAGAGGCUCCAGGUUGGCCACGGGGAAUGGACAGACAGCAUGACCACUGUCCUAGGGCAGGUGGGUAAGGUGUUGAAGGUGUACGCUGACGGAGACCUGCGUGUGGCCUUUGACAGCCAGACGUGGACGUUUAACCCCGCGUGCAUAUGUGCCCAGCCAAUGGAGGUCAAUGCCAAUCUGAUGACCACGGAGAACCCCAGUCAGACAGGAUCUCGUGUGAUCUCUGUGCUUGAGAAGCUUCUGUCCCAGUCCACGGAGCUUGACAACCCCAACAGACUGGUCAUAGAGGCUGCAAGGGGAAGCGCCACCAAAGUACAAGAACUCGUGCAGAAAUUUGCAGACAAGGUGGACAUCCAGAACCAGGGCAAGACGGCGCUGCAGGUGGCGUCCCACCAGGGCCAUGUGGAGGUGGUGGAGAUCCUGCUGAAGGCAAACAGUGACGUCGAGCUCAAAGACGAGGACGGAGACGCAGCCUUGCACUACACAGCCUUCGGUAACCAGGUGGAGGUGACCAAGCUGUUGUUGAGUAAUGGGGCGAAUAUAAACCUCCUGAAUAACUCCCUGUGCACCGCGCUUCACAUCGCCGUCAAUAAAGGCUUCACUGAGGUGGUCCGCGUCCUCAUUGAACUAUCAGCAGACGUCAAUUUACAGGAUUCGUACGGAGACACCCCACUUCAUGACGCCAUUACGAAAGACUUCCAGCUCAUCAUCCAGCUCCUCACUUCAGUGCCCAGCAUUGACUUCACCCUCCAGAACAACCGAGGAUUCAACCUACUGCACCACGCCGCCCUCAAAGGCAACAUGCUAGCAACGAAGACCAUUCUGGAGCGAGCUCGGCAGCUAGUGGACGUGAAGAAGGAUGACGGCUUCUGCGCACUGCACCUGGCGGCCCUCAACAACCAUUGUGACGUCGCUAAACUGCUCAUCAAAGAGGGCCGCUGUGAUGUCAAUAUCUGUAAUAACCGGCACCAGACGCCUCUGCAGCUGGCGGUGGCCCAAGGUCACCUCAAGGUGAUCCAGCUGCUGGUGGCCGAGGGGGCCAACGUCAACCGGGAAGACGAGGACGGGGACACGGCCAUGCACGUGGCCCUCACCAGAGAGACGCUCUUAAACGCCGCGUUCGCCGCAGAGGGCGAGGGGUCCAGCCUCUACGCACUGCUGAACAGGGCCGGUAUGCUGGAGAGCGCAGAGCUGAGCGUGGGCACGGCCAUCGCCUGUUUCCUGGCGCAGGAGGGCGCGGACAUCGCCUAUGCCAACCACAAGGGGAAGAGCCCGCUGGACCUGGUCACCAGCCCCACACUGCUGCAGCUCAUCAAGAACUUCUCCGAGAAAAACAGGUUACUGCAGCUCCAGACGGUGACAUGUGGCACUAGUGGUAGCAGUGCCAACCUGCGUCGGGUCCACACCACGCCCAACACCAUGACCAACCUGCUGAUGCCCUGCGCUGCCAGCCCCAGCGAAUGCCUCAUCUGCUCCGAGCUGGCACUGCUGGUGCUCUUCUUCCCCUGCCAACACAGCGUGGCGUGCGAAGAAUGUGCCCAUCGGAUGAAGAAAUGCAUCAAAUGUCAAGUCACCAUCACUAAGAAAAUACGCCAAGACCAGACGGAGGUGGACUUGAGCCCCGGGUCGGAGAGCUCGGACCACCACAAUCUCCUGGAGCAGCUGCAGUCGCGCUACCGGCAGAUGGAGGAGCGCAUCACCUGCCCCAUCUGCAUCGACAGCCAGAUCCGCCUUGUCUUUCAGUGUGGCCACGCCUCCUGCAUUGACUGCAGCGCCACGCUAAAAACUUGCCCCAUCUGCCGACAGACCAUAAGGGAACGCAUCCAGCUGUUCGUAUGACUACUGCAACAACCACAUCUCGACUUGUGCAAUAAAGCGAGCAGGAGCUGUUCACUACUACUACUACUACUACUACUACUACUACUACUACUUCUACCAUUAUCAGGACAUGCAGUACAGUAUGGCACCUUUAGUUGCGGACAUACACACAUCUCCUAUUUAUUACAGGUAAUGUUGUGACUGUAGUCGUUUUGGGUAGGGUGCAGUGCGCACGCCGCACAUCCACAGUCACUUGUUGCAGGUGCCAGACAAAAGUGUCAGACAUUUCCAAGAAGGUAGGUCUGCACACUGCGGAAUAAGCUCUAAAAAAUAAAGUUUAUUCAAUUAAAACAGCAACGUUGCGAUCACAGAAACAUUGCUGUUUUUUUUAUUUAAUAAACAGACCUACCUUCUUGAAAUGUGUUGUGACUGUACGGUAGGCAUUGACUGCUCUGCACGUUGUGUUGAUCUCCCCCAUCUUCUUUUGCCAUAGUAAGUAAAUAGAUACUUCAGUGACGCCCGCCAGCCCGCCCGGGACAAAGCAAAAAGGGAGGUCAUGUACAUGUAAAUGUUGUGCCCCGGCCGUCAUCCAUCCCCCAUCCCCUCUGCUUUUUAUUGCCUGUGUGUGUGUGUGUGUGUGUGUGUGUGUGUGUGUGUGUGUGUGUGUGUGUGUGUGUGUGUGUGUGUGUGUGUGUGUGUGUGUCUUGUGUGUUUACAAAUUGCACAUGUUUUUAAAUGUGCACAUUUUCUUCAUGUGUUCAUGUACAUCGUUGCGUUUUAUUUCCUAAUUAUUACUGUUAUAAAUGAUAUCAGAAACAAACAUUCUCAUGUGUUCGUCUCAUCAUGUUAUCAUAACGGUCAUGUAUUCUCUUAUCAAGGUUGCCAUGAAAGAUGUUACAAUUAUUCGAAAGAUUAGAUGGUUUGGCUUCAAAUAAAAUCUUAUUUCAGUGAUUUGAAAACAAAACAAAAGUAGAUAGAUAGGUAGAUUGUUGCAAUCCAUACACUGUUCCAACACUUUAACAUGGUGUAAGGAAAGGUAUGGACAGAAUAGAAUGCUUUAAACUUGUAUUUAGUAGUAAAACCUUGCAGUUUCUUAGUCAUAUCAUUACCAAUUAGAUAGCCAAAUAUACUAUCAAAAAUAUCGAAGUCUGUUGAGACUGGGCAUUCUGAUAUCUUAAAGGGGUAUGCCACUAUUUUACAUAUGCUACACGGAUGCAUUGACUUUCAC
Molecule: messenger RNA, 5596 nt
Organism: Engraulis encrasicolus (European anchovy)
Lineage: Eukaryota; Metazoa; Chordata; Actinopteri; Clupeiformes; Engraulidae
Gene: mib2
Product: MIB E3 ubiquitin protein ligase 2
Exons: 17
Coding region: 1885-4389 (834 amino acids)
Biological process (GO): protein ubiquitination
Cellular component (GO): cytoplasm
Molecular function (GO): zinc ion binding; ubiquitin-protein transferase activity; protein binding
Source: RefSeq, a predicted model, not a curated record